Molecule: messenger RNA, 1993 nt
Organism: Diospyros lotus (date-plum)
Lineage: Eukaryota; Viridiplantae; Streptophyta; Magnoliopsida; Ericales; Ebenaceae
Exons: 6
Coding region: 225-1544 (439 amino acids)
Source: RefSeq, a predicted model, not a curated record
GUGGAAAAUUCAGUACGCCGUAUGCAGGGCGGCCACGAAUCAGACAUGAGACAUGGGAUAUGAUUAAUUAAAGUCCGGCGGAUCACACCGAGGGUUCUGUACUGUACAGUAAUCUUCUCUUUCUCCAUUCCCCUCCACACAAGCCUCAACCUGCAAUGAAUCUCUUCCGCAACAGCAAGACCCAUCUCUGAUUCGCACGGAAGACGAGCAACCCUUCUCCUAUAAUGUCAGUGGUGAUGACGAUGAACCAUAGCUGUCACUACCACUACCACUACCGCCCCCGUCAUUGUCCUGCCGGGACCUCCAUUAUUUCUUGCUCGCUCCGUCGCCACCACCGCCGCCGUCGAGGCUUACAAAAGCCGAAUCAACCCAAUCCCUUGUCCCCGUCCGAUGAGAAGCUCCGAAUUGUCAUCGACGUCGAGACCGUCGCGAGGGAGGCCUCAACGUCCCUGAAAGGGAUGUUGAAAAGAUCAUCGGUAUUGACCUACGAUGACCUCUUUCGCUCAGGCGCUGAAGCUCUCGAAGACUUGCAAACUCUUAUCGCCGUCGAUUCCGAUCGCAGGGUCGUGCUGUCGUGUCGGAUGUCCACGCUUCAAUUCCUGGGCAAUUUGGUUCUCUGGAGCUGCUUCGUCGUGUUUGCCUUUAGGGUUUUGGUGAAAUUAGGGUUAGGGUUGUGGGGGGCUCGAUUGGGGUUUGAUAAUAAGAGUGGAGUGAUAUGGAGGAGGGACCGGAGUCUUGGGGGUCGAGAAGUAGUAGUUGGCAAGAAAAGGGAUGAUGCGAAGCUUAGUAACUUGAGGGUUCUGAAGAAUCCAUUAUCUCCAGCUCAGGGGAGUGUGAUGAGAGCUUGGCCGGAAUUUCCCAAGAAUUGGACUGGGAGGACGGAGAAGGAGAACAAGUUGCCAGGUUGGUGGCCGGUUUUGCUUCCGCCGCCUGUUGCUGUGGUUGACAAGGAGGAGUAUCAGAGAAUGGCUAACAGAUUGAUUCGAGCAAUCCUGGACCAUAGAAUAAGUGGAAGAGACAUCUCGGAAGAUAGCAUAAUUCAAUUCCGUCGAUUAUGCAGGACAUCUGGAGCAAGGGUGAUAAUCGACACUACCAAUGCACGUGAUUCUUUGUAUCGUGCAUCUGUGGAAUUUGUUCUAAACAUUUGUGGCAGUGCUGAAAAUCAACCUACCUCUGUCCACAUUGAUGGUGAGGAUCCCCAGGCAUUCAUUGCUGGGCUUGCUGAUAACAUUGGACUUGAGGACGGUCGUGCUGCAAGAAUAGUUUCUGCAACUGUUGCUGCACGCACACGCUCAUCCUUUCUACAGGCUUGGGCUUUGGAAAUGCAAGGGAAACAUUCUGAAGCAGAGUUGGAGCUGUUGAAGAUAUGUCUCAUCCACCAGAUAUUUCCUCCAGAAGAGAAUUCUCCCGAGAUGGAAAUGGUGGCUCAAGGCCUCAAGAAGCAUUUAAAAGUAGAACAAAGGAAAUUUUUGAUGGACAUGCUUGACGGGGUCUGCAAGAAAGGAAACCGUACGAGUAUGGCAGAAGCCCUGGGCCUGGUCUAGUCCUGUUGUUCCUUACUGACUUUCCUUGCAAACUCUCCUUGGCGUCACACCUCACGGUUGGAUGCUAUGCUAUGCUAUGCUAUGAUUUCAUGUUUUGGUUUCACGAGUAUGAUUGUGUUUUGCCACCUCUCUCUUGUAGGCUAUUGCACCCGAAGAUGUUUGGCAUCCUCAUUGAAAUCUGUCAAUGUAAAUAAUACCAGGACACUGAACUGUGUUAUAAUUGUUGCUUCCAGGCUUUUAGCAUCUGCAAACUAACAUUAUGAACUGAUUAUUCAUAAUGUGACGCCAAAUAUGGCUUUUACAGCAGCAUCCAGUUGCCAUCAUAUGGCUUUGAAAUUUUGUAAUCUCUUGGGUUAUAGUGUGCGCCAAUCAAAUAUAGAGGAUGUGAUUUUUUUUCUUCUCUUAUGUGUGUUUUGACACCUAGACAGGUGUGCGUUGCGUUUCAAAUC